UAGUAGCAUGAGUUCGUCUAAGAUGACAACUAUCAAUGGUACCGAUAAUCUUGCGUGGAAUGAUGAGCAAACUCGUUUCUACCUUGAACUAAGAAUUGAGGAGAAGCUUAAAGGAAAUAUUAGGAAUCAGAAUGUCAAUGAUGCUGGGAGACAGACUAUUAUAGAUAGAUUUUAUGAGGUUUAUGGGGAAAGACAUACAUGGAGAAAAUUUGGGAUCAAGUUUACUACUUGUAAGAAGCAGUAUGAAGGUUUAGUAAUCUGA
This is a messenger RNA of Arabidopsis thaliana (thale cress), 262 nucleotides long. Its product is annotated as Myb/SANT-like DNA-binding domain protein. The transcript is spliced from 4 exons. Bases 8 to 262 code for a protein of 84 amino acids. Lineage: Eukaryota; Viridiplantae; Streptophyta; Magnoliopsida; Brassicales; Brassicaceae. The record is from RefSeq and is marked reviewed.